AUGUUUGGACUUGGGGCAAGCCGCCAUCCCUUCCUUGCUUCCGGGUCCUGGUGGUGUAAUCCUCCUGCUUCCGACAUCGACCAUUCUCCCUGGGAUGCCGCUGAAAUUUCUGCUUGGCAGAAAAACAUGGAAGAAGAUUCGGCCUCGACUCCUGUGGAAGGGGCCAACGAAGAGGUUCAGCAGGCAGAAGACCCCGAGCUGGAGGCCAUCAAGGCCAAAGUCCGUGCAAUGGAGAAAGAUGAUGAAUGGCUGCAGGAGCUGCAGAAUGAAGCCAAGUCCCUCCUUGGGAGUUCAGAGCCAGAUCUUCUGUUACCGAGAAUAAACGAGAAGAAGCGGGAUGCUGACCAGCGCUCGAUCUAUGUGGGAAAUGUGGAUUAUGGAGGAACUGCGGAAGAACUGGAGUCCUACUUCAACAGCUGCGGACAGAUCAACCGAGUGACUAUCCUUUGUGACAAGUUCUCAGGCCAUCCGAAAGGGUACGCCUACAUAGAAUUCGCUGAGCAAAGUGCUCUCAAAGCAGCCCUGGAACUGGAUGAAGGCACAUUCAGAGGCCGCAUCAUCAAGGUGCUGCCCAAAAGAACCAACUUUCCAGGGAUCAGCUCCACGGACCGUGGCGGUUCCAGGGGACGCUUCCGAGGACGGGGAGCCCCACCUCGUCAUGCCAGCUUCAGUGGAGGGCAACGUUCCAGGUCCGGUGGCAGAGUAGUCCGGGGCCGUGGGAGGAUACCUGCCUGGUACGUGCCUUACUAG
This is a messenger RNA of Thamnophis elegans (Western terrestrial garter snake), 750 nucleotides long. RefSeq names its product PABPN1 like, cytoplasmic (gene PABPN1L). Gene Ontology annotation, molecular function: RNA binding. The transcript has 8 exons. Lineage: Eukaryota; Metazoa; Chordata; Lepidosauria; Squamata; Natricidae. Bases 1 to 750 code for a protein of 249 amino acids. The record is from RefSeq and is a predicted model, not a curated record.